Messenger RNA from Alnus glutinosa, 918 nucleotides. RefSeq lists its product as uncharacterized. NCBI's taxonomy places the organism in Eukaryota, Viridiplantae, Streptophyta, Magnoliopsida, Fagales, Betulaceae. Bases 1 to 918 code for a protein of 305 amino acids. The transcript is spliced from 3 exons. The record is from RefSeq and is a predicted model, not a curated record.
AUGGUUCUGUGGAGAUAUUCAAAGCACGGUUGGUUGCAAAAGGAUUUGAGCAGGAACUCAUCCCAUUUUAUCAGCUCUCUCAUCCAGCAUUUACAGCGAGAAUUCCCUUUGAAGGACUUGGGUAGUCUCUCCUUUCUUGGCAUUCAGGUCACACAGACCCCUCAUGGUCUUCACCUCAAUCAAUCCAAGUAUAUUGUUGAUUUGCUGUCUAGAGUCCACAUUGAUGGCUCCAAACUUGCUCCUUCUCCGUGUGGUACAAGAGUGAAGAUGUCUCAUUUUGAUGGUGAUCCCUUGGCAAACCCAACCUUUUACAGACAUGUAGUUGGUGCAUUGCAAUACUGCAUUCUACCUAGACCUGAAAUUGCAUUUUUAGUAAACCAAUUGUGUCAACAUCUUCACUCUCCCAUGUCCACUAAUUGGUCUUCAGUAAAACUUGUGUUAAGGUACCUUAUAGGCACCAUUGGCCAUGGAUUGUUCUAUGCCAAGAGUACUCUUCAACUCCAAGCAUACUGUGAUUCUCAUUGGGCAGGCUGCCUAGAUGACUGUCAAUCCACCUCAGGUUUUGCUGUUUACCUCGGUAACUCCUUUGUCUCUUCGAGUGCUAAGAAACAGCCAGUUGUUUCUUGCUCAAGUACAAAAGUUGAAUACAGGUCCUUAGCUAUCACCACUGCAGAAUUAUAUUGGUUAUGUAUGCUCUUUCAAGAAAUUGGCAUUCCUCUCCCCAUUGCACGAAUUAUUUGGUGUGAUAAUAUUAGUGCUCUUGCACUUGCUUCCAAUUCCGAUAUAUUCACCAAAGGACUCUCCUCGGCCCGGUUUGCUUAUCUCAAGUCCAAGCUUCUGGUCCUGCCUCCCAUCAACUUCAAGGGGGCUGUUAAGGACACAAUCUUACAGCAUGAAGAUUCUGCCAUAUCACCCUAA